UUAUCAUCUUGGCCUCUUCCUCUGAUAAAACCCCCAGUCCCCACAAGACUUUCUUUCCUUAUGUACACUUUGCUUCAAAACACCAGAGCCUGAAGGUACCUGGUGGGAUUAUAAGAAGUAGAUUCCCCUUGUCUUCUUCAAUGGGUCCUGUUGAUACUUCUCAAUGCAGAUGCCUUUGCCAGCAAGAGAUGCUCCUGCUUCUUGUAUUGUCCUUUUGCCUCUACGCUAACACACAGCCCUUGCAGGAGAAUACAGUGGCUCUCGAUCCUUGUUCUGCCUACAUCAGUCUGAAUGAACCUUGGAGGAACACAGAAUACCAGUUCAAUGAUUCUACUGACCAGCCCGAGUGUGACAGUCACGUGGACGGGGAAUGGUACCGCUUCACAGGGAUGGCUGGAGAUGCCAUGCCUACCUUCUGCAUUCCAGAGAACCACUGUGGCACCCAUGCCCCAAUCUGGCUGAACGGCAGCCAUCCUCAAGAAUCAGAGGGCAUUGUCCAAAGGCAGGCCUGUGCAACUUUCAAUGGAAACUGCUGCCUCUGGAAUAUGACUGUCGAAAUUAAGGCAUGCCCGGGAGGUUAUUAUGUCUACCACUUAGCCAAGCCCAGUGUCUGCUACCAUGCCUAUUGUGGACAUUUCUAUGACAUCUGUGAUGUGGUUGAUUGUCGGGGUUCCUGUUUGGACACUGGAGAAUGCAUUUGUUCUCUAGGGACAAUUUUGGGACCAGAUGGACAGACUUGCCUUGAUGAAAAUGAAUGCGAAAGGAAUAACGGAGGCUGCAGCGAAUUCUGUAUAAACCUAAAGAACUCCUAUCGCUGUGAAUGUGGAGUCGGGCGUGUUCUGAGGGCGGAUGGAAAGACUUGUGAAGAAAUUGAAGGGUGUCACAACAACAAUGGAGGCUGCAGCCAUAUUUGCAACAUGGUGGAAGCUGGUUAUCAGUGUGAAUGCCCACGAGGUCUUAUUUUGUCAGAGGACAACCACACCUGCCAAGUUCCAGUUUUAUGUAAAUCUACUUCUAUAGAAGUGAAUAUUCCCAAGGAUCUCGUUGGGGGGAUGGACCUCUCGCUUACCAAUGGCUCCUGCAAAGGAAUAUCCAAUGGCACUCAUGUCAACCUCAUCUUCUCUCUGAAAACCUGUGGAACGACUAUAGAUGUAGUAAAUGAUAAAAUAAUUGCUACCAAUAUGGUAACUGGCUUGCCAAGGCAAACACCUGGCAGUAACGGGGACAUCAUUGUUCGCACAGGAAAGCUGCUGAUCCCUGUAACUUGUGAAUUCCCUCGCCACUACACCAUCUCAGAGGGCUAUAUCCCCAAUAUGAAGAACUCUCCGCUGGAAAUCAUGGGGCACAGUCAAGGUGUCUUCCCGUUCACUCUCGAGAUAUUCAAAGACAAAGAUUUUGAAGAGUCCUAUCGUGAUACCCUUCCCACUCUUAAACUCCGAGACUCUUUGUAUUUUGGGAUUGAACCCUUGGUGCACGUGAGUGGCUUGGAGACAUUAGUGGAGAGUUGCUUUGCUACCCCUACAUCCAAAACAGAUGAGAUCCUGAAGUACCACUUGAUUCGAGAUGGUUGUGUUUCUGAUGAUUCCAUAAAGCAGUAUACAUCAAAGGAUCAUUUGGCUAAACACUUUCAGGUCCCAGUGUUCAAAUUUGUGGGUAAAGACAACAAGGAAGUGUUCCUGCAUUGCCGGGUCCUUGUAUGUGGAGUAACGGAUGAGACAUCUCGCUGUGCACAGGGCUGUCAUAGACGGAUGCGCAGAAGAGCUAAACCACAGGAGGAAUGGGAUCACAUCACAAAUCAUAUUCUGACAAGUGGCCCAAUUAAAAUUGAUGUGCAAGAAUAGAUGUAUGAAUAUAAAUAUAUAUAUGAAAGGGGUAUAGCCCAUUUCUCUCACAAGCAUAUGCU
Molecule: messenger RNA, 1903 nt
Organism: Python bivittatus (Burmese python)
Lineage: Eukaryota; Metazoa; Chordata; Lepidosauria; Squamata; Pythonidae
Gene: OIT3
Product: oncoprotein induced transcript 3
Molecular function (GO): calcium ion binding
Source: RefSeq, a predicted model, not a curated record